Paramecium tetraurelia is the source of this 1650-nucleotide messenger RNA. RefSeq lists its product as uncharacterized. The transcript is spliced from 5 exons. NCBI's taxonomy places the organism in Eukaryota, Ciliophora, Oligohymenophorea, Peniculida, Parameciidae. The record is from RefSeq and is a predicted model, not a curated record.
AUGACAUAAAUCCUAAUUUAAUAAUUCUAUUAAUCCUUAGAGCCUAUCUUUUAGGCUGGAGUGUUUACUUGGAUUUAGAUACUGCCUAUUGUAACAUUAGCAAAUAAGGUAUUAAUGUCACAAUACCAUCAAUCCUACAAUAAUAAUCAAAUUAAUUUAGCCGAAUUUCAUGGAAGAAUAUUUGAGAAUAGUGAUCAUUAGUUGAAAUUUAAGGAGGAAAUGAAAGUGGAAAAAUUUGAUGAAUUUGUAACAAAUGAGACUCAAUAUUAUGCUUGGUUUUAAUUUGACUUUGCCAAGCAUAUGCCUUUAAAUAUAUUUUACAAUAGGAUGAUUACCAAAUAGUAGUAAGUUAAGAAUACAAAAGUUAAAAAAAUUAUAAUUGCAAUUUUAAAGCAUUUUAGCGAAAGAAAAAAAAUUUCACUUCAUCAUGGGAAUAUCAUACCAGAAAAUAUCAUCCUUCAAUUUUAGAAGAAAUAAGGCUCUAAAUCCAAGUUUAAAUUUAUGUAAUUAUAUUUUACAAACUUCCCCACCGAAUAAAAUUAAGAAGACAAAGAAAAUAUUAAAAAAGAUGAAGAAAGUGUUAAAAAAGUGGUUAAAAAUUUAUUGGAUUAUAUAGUUAAUAAAGAUUAGUAUGAAAUUAAUUUAGAUGGCAAAACAAUUGAAGUCAUCUUGAAAGAAAUUGAAAAUAUUUAAGAAUUUUAAUUAAGAGUUGUAGAUGUAAAAGAGGAAGCAAUUUAAAAUAAAAAUGAGUCAGGAUGGAUGGACAAAUUCAAAAUUUGGAAUAAGAAUGCGAACAAGGAAAAAAAAACAUUUGAAUAACAAAUUAAUGAAUCUUCUAAUGAACUAUAUAAUGUAUUGAAUGAAAAAAACCUCAAAUUUAUAUAGGAAUGCGAGGAGAAUUUUAACAUAAAUUGCAAAGAAUAAACUGACAAAUAAGAUUAAUUGAUGUCCAAGAUUAAGAUUGGAACUUGCGAAACUGAUAAUUAAGAUUAGCAAGAGAGUAAAUAGAAUAAUGAAAAAGAUUAGAGGGAAGAGAAAGAGGUAUAAUGGUUGGAAUUAAUUAAAACAUAAUAAAGUUUAUUUUUAAAUAGCCUUAUUAACAUCAUUGUACAAAACUUUGUAGAAAAAGUUAUUUCAGAAUAUUUUGAUCCUAAUUAUAUCAAUUAUAUCAAAGAUAGUAAUGCGAAAUAUCUAGAAAGUCAGGCUAAACAAGGUAAAAAAGCUGAAACGCUUAAUAAUAAUGUGGAUAUUGAGUUCAUAAUUAAUAAAUAUCAUUCAAAAGCUAACGUUAUGUAUGAAGUGUUAAGGAGAAUUUUCAAUGGCAUCUAAACUACUUUUUUAAAAGAAUGGAAUAAAAUUACUGAUAAUUACUUUAAAGAGUAUAAGUUUGAUUUUGAUUUACAAUUUAAGGAUUUGGUUGAAUAACACUAUAAUGAAUUUCUAAUUAUAAUUUUCAAAUACUCUUUAACAUCAAACAAAUUUGUUUAAGACAAGCUUGCAGAUGAGCAGAAAUUGAUUGAAGAGCAGUUUCGUGAUUACUAUGAUGAAUGGAUUUCAUACAAAAUAUUAGACUUAAUUAACAAUUUAAUAUGAACAUCAACAAUGAAGACUUAAAGUUUAUUUUAUAAUUCAACAAUACAUAAUAUACGC